Haemonchus placei is the source of this 705-nucleotide messenger RNA. Lineage: Eukaryota; Metazoa; Nematoda; Chromadorea; Rhabditida; Trichostrongylidae. The record is from the annotation of a GenBank genome assembly.
AUGUUACAGGAUUUCUAUCGAGACUUGUCAUGUUUAAUGAAUUCAGCCUCAUUUUUUCAACUGGCUGCCAGUGAUACUCGGCCGAAAAUCGGUGGCCCAUGUUACGAUAUUGUGGAUUUCAUGAACUCCAGUACAAAGCUUUCAUCGUCAACAGCUGUCAUUCUGAUGGGAACGAGUUGUGAUAUCCAGGCAACUUCAACUGCUUUGAAAGGAAUAGAGAAUCAUGAACAGUUGAGUUUUUGGAAAGUGAAGGUCUGUAUAAACUGUACCUUCACCUCAAUACAAUACGUUACUGAAGAAGGCAAUCUGGUGCGUUUCGUUGCCUUGCCGGCUAUUCCCUAUUCGCGUCUCGUACCCAAUAUGGAGUCGGUACAUGCACUAGCAAAUUUAAUUACGGGAGCUCCACUCAAUGGAAAACUGAAAGGGCUAAUUUCAAAGUGGGAAAAAAGUGGCUAUAUCGCUGCCCUUGUCACGCUUCUGUUUCUGUUUUUCAUCAUAGCUUUGUUUAUUUGUUGUUGUGCUUGUGCUCAGUCAGCUCUUAUCAUCGAAGAUUUCAAUCAUCGUGAAGAAAUGGAGAUGAUAUGGAGGUUGCAGGAGAAUGAGCAACUGAACGCGGCCAAUCCACAGGCGGAAGCAGACAAUCUCAGUAUGCACAGCGAGGCCACACAAGGCAGUGUCGGGGCUGAAUCGGUAAACGAUUUCUGA